UGCUAUUAGUGCUUAUUUUCCAUUUUGAUGGAAAAAAAAAAAAUCAUAUGCUAUGCAGGUAUCACGGGAUACUGAGACAGGCAUUAGUCGUGGUUGUGGUUUUGUUACAAUGGGUUCAAUUUCUGAAGCAAAAUAUGCAAUAGCUGCUUUGGAUGGGUCUGAUGUUGCUGGACGUGAAAUGCGAGUUAAGUUUUCAGUUGACAUGGUUUCUGGGAGAAAAAAUGUUGAGGCUCUGAACUCUGCACCUAAAAAGAACUUUGUCUUUGAAAGUCCUUAUAAGAUUUAUGUUGGUAACCUUUCUUGGUCAACAAGGCCUCAAGAUCUAAGAGAACAUUUCAGUCAGUUUGGAACCGUCGUUAGCACUAGGGUGCUUCAUGACCGCAAGCGAGGGAAAAAUCGUGUUUAUGCAUUUCUUUCUUUCUCUUCUCCUGAUGAAGUUAAGGUUGCAACAGAAGCAGAUGGAUCGGAGUUUUAUGGACGUGUUAUGCUAGUGAGACAAGUUAUUAAUGAGGCGGGAAGACAGAAUGAAUAAUUUUUUUUACGAUUUUACGUUUAAUUCUUGUUAAAUCUGGGGUGAACCAAACCUCUAGGGAUGCACUAAUGGCUUGCAAAAAAAUCAGCAAUCUUCUAAGGAAUGGCAAUUCUUCGUUAUCACCUUAAAUGAUUUCAAGUUAAUAACUAUAAUUCAUGGUUGGCUGAGCGUAUGUGCGUCAUUGAGGCAUUCUCUUCUGCCGAUUUAGAGCUUAUUGUAACAUGUAAGAUGUGUUGAUCAAGUUGCUAACUUCAGGAAGAAACAACUGUUACUUGUACUCUUGAUGAUAGUGUUGAGUUUCUUCUUCUUUUUUUUUGGUUGAACUUUGGAUAGCCAAUCUCCCAUUAUACUUUGGGUUUUCCAGUUGAUGAACUUGUCUAAUGUUAUAAAAAGCUCAUAAUAGUUUUUCAA
Molecule: messenger RNA, 943 nt
Organism: Dendrobium catenatum
Lineage: Eukaryota; Viridiplantae; Streptophyta; Magnoliopsida; Asparagales; Orchidaceae
Product: 33 kDa ribonucleoprotein, chloroplastic
Exons: 5
Coding region: 53-532 (159 amino acids)
Cellular component (GO): cytosol
Molecular function (GO): mRNA binding
Source: RefSeq, a predicted model, not a curated record